AUGCAGGGCUCGCCUAGACGGCUCUCAGCUGUGAAUUUUCUGAGCACUUUUUUCCAAGGUCGAAGACACUCUACUUCUGAUCCUUUGCUUCGUUUGUACCAGAGACGUCGGAAUUCGGUUAUAGAAGUGCUUUCUUCAUCUUCUCAUCGGGUUAUGGUGGCAGUAUCUUCUGUCAGCAAUGCAGAGAUAAAUCCAACUUUUCCUGAAAGAAAAAGAAGUUCACGACGUCCAACACCAAAAUAUACUAAAGUUGGGGAACGUUUACGACAUGUUAUUCCUGGACAUGUGGCAUGUUCAAUGGCAUGUGGUGGUCGAGCCUGCAAGUAUGAAAAUCCAGCUCGGUGGAGUGAUCAGGAACAAGCCAUCAAAGGGAUUUAUUCCUCCUGGGUCACAGAUAACAUACUUGCAAUGGCUCGACCAUCAACUGAGCUUAUUGAAAAAUACAACAUCAUUGAACAGUUUCAAAGCUAUGGCAUAAAAACAAUAAUUAACCUUCAGCGACCUGGAGAGCAUGCAAGCUGUGGGAACACACUAGAACCAGAAAGUGGCUUCACUUACCUUCCUGAAGCUUUUAUGGAAGCUGGCAUUUACUUCUACAAUUUUGGAUGGAAAGACUAUGGUGUAGCAUCUCUUACUACCAUCUUAGAUAUGGUGAAGGUGAUGACAUUUGCCUUACAGGAAGGGAAAGUAGCUAUUCAUUGCCAUGCUGGGCUUGGUCGAACAGGCGUUUUAAUAGCGUGUUACUUAGUUUUUGCAACAAGAAUGACUGCAGAUCAAGCAAUUAUUUUUGUUCGGGCAAAAAGGCCAAAUUCUAUACAAACAAGAGGCCAGUUGUUAUGUGUAAGGGAGUUCACUCAGUUUUUGAUUCCUCUUCGCAACGUGUUUUCUUGCUGUGAGCCCAAAGCGCAUGCUGUUACUUUAUCACAAUACUUAAUUCGCCAGCGCCAUUUACUUCAUGGUUAUGAAGCUCGACUUCUAAAGCAUGUGCCAAAAAUUGUUCAUCUGGUUUGCAAACUGCUGUUGGAUUUAGCUGAAAACAGACAAGUGGUAAAGGAGGACAUUAUAAAGGUACCUGAUCUCUCUGCUGAAAUCGAAAAGACAGUUUCGGAGAUGGUCACAAUGCAGCUGGAUAAAGAGUUCAUGAAACAGGAGAGUGACACAUCGCUUCGGUUCACCCCCUCAGCAGUGACAGCGUUCGAGAACCAGGAUGCUGUUCUCUCCAGUGAACAUGAAUUCGAUCCUCUCUGGAAGAGGCGGAAUGUCGAAUGCCUUCAGCCUCUGACUCAUCUGAAAAGACGGCUCAGCUACAGUGACUCAGACUUGAAACGAGCUGAAUUUCUUUUGGAGCAGGGAGAGACUCCGUGGACGGUGCCCCCCCAAGCCCUCGUCUGCUGUAACCUCAAGCAGGAGCAGACCAUGAGCCAUCCUUGUGUCGAGCCGACCCCUCCCCUGGAUAUCAGCAAAGAAGCUUUGGUCCGCAAUACAUUUUCUUUCUGGAAUCAGCCUAAGUGUAGUUUAGAAGGCUCCAGAGAGGAGGGGUCACCCCUUUUCCAUAGGAGAAAGAUCCCAAAGGAAGUCCAGCGGAGCAGAACCUUUUCUUCAGGGUUUUCAGGUGUGCAUCACACUGGGGAGUCAGUCACCCCCAAGGCUGCAGUUACACCCAUGGCACCAAACAGCCUGCCCCAGAAAGCUGACCACUGUCGGUGUGACCCCAGCGGUCCCUGGGGACAAGAUCCUGCGGUUUAUGCUGGGGGUCACUGUGUCCCUCAGAACUGUGGUGCCACUCUGGAGGGGGAAUGCAUCGUCACAUCCGGAAGCCAAGAAAGCCACAACCCGCCCCAAGCAAUGCCUCUGAGUCCUGAAGGACGGAGAGUGUGGGCAGCUAAAGCCCUGGCAAACGUGAAUGAAUUUAUAGAAGAAGCAGAAGUAAAACAGAAGGUGGAAAUGUGGCAGAAAGAACUGAAUUCUCGAGAUGGGGCUUGGGAAAGAAUAUAUGGAGAAAGAGAUCCUUUCAUACUGUGUGGCUUGAUGUGGUCCUGGGUAGAGCAACUAAAGGAACCUGUUAUAACCAAAGAGGAUGUUGACAUGUUAGUCAGCAACUAUGCUGACGACUCAGAAGCACUUUCAUUACUUGAAAAGGAACAACACCAGACUAUUCUUUGUAUCUUGCACUGUAUAGUGAACUUGCAGACAAUUCCGGUUGAUGUAGAGGAAGCCUUCCUUGCCCAUGCCAUUAAAGCUUUCACCAAGAUUAAUUUUGAUUCUGAAAAUGGACCAGUGGUUUACCAUACCCUGAAAAAAAUAUUUAAGCACGCAUUAGAAGAAAAAAGAAAGAUUAUAAAAGAAGGAUCAGAACACACCUCUUAAUGUUUACAGUUCUUUGUGGGGGGAAGUCUUCUAUGGAUCCCAAGAAGGAUCUGUUUUAAUCAGCUACUUUUUUCUCCCUUUGAUGUUUAUUUUAACCUAAUCUGAAA
Gracilinanus agilis (Agile Gracile Mouse Opossum) is the source of this 2474-nucleotide messenger RNA. RefSeq names its product protein tyrosine phosphatase domain containing 1 (gene PTPDC1). Gene Ontology annotation, molecular function: protein tyrosine/serine/threonine phosphatase activity. The transcript has 9 exons. Gene Ontology annotation, biological process: cilium assembly; protein dephosphorylation. The coding region runs from base 1 to 2367 and encodes 788 amino acids. Lineage: Eukaryota; Metazoa; Chordata; Mammalia; Didelphimorphia; Didelphidae. The record is from RefSeq and is a predicted model, not a curated record.